Messenger RNA from Raphanus sativus (radish), 2269 nucleotides. RefSeq names its product temperature-induced lipocalin-1-like. The record is from RefSeq and is a predicted model, not a curated record. Bases 1500 to 2174 code for a protein of 224 amino acids. NCBI's taxonomy places the organism in Eukaryota, Viridiplantae, Streptophyta, Magnoliopsida, Brassicales, Brassicaceae. The transcript is spliced from 6 exons.
ACAUCACUUUUCUCUUAACGCGAUGAAGAAACCCUAAGCGCCGUGUGCGAUUGUCAAUUCAGGAUCCUGUUCAUCUUCCUCUUUCUUCCGUUUGCGAGCCAAUCGUCCGUGAAAUCAAUUUUCCCCCACGCCUUCGCACUCUUUAAUCCCUCAUUAACCCCAUUAAUGGGAUCCUUUGGCUUCCUCCUUCAUAUCUUCUAUAAAACCUCCACUUCACGAAAUUGGAUUUACAUCCAAAUUGUUUUUACUCUCUCCAAUUUCAAUCGCGAUGAAGACUACCGGUGCUCCCGACUCUGUGAACUCCAAAUGCGAGGCGGCGGCCCUCUCGGCUCCGGUCAAAACCGGUGAUCAAUCCGGUGUUCCUUCCGGCAUCGUCCCCUCGAUGAAGCCAGCGGUGAAGGCUGCUCGGGAUCGAGAAUGUGCCUGAUGACUUAGCUAGCAACAACGUAGCCGAGGUUGACGUGAGCGAUAAAUACAUUGACGCAGUAGACCUCGAGAGACGGAUGUGGAAGGAUCGUGUACGCCUCAAAAGAAUCAAAGAACGUACCAACAAAACCGGUUCCCAACAAAACUGUGGUGAACAGUGACAAUGAUGUUGAUGGGACAGAGGAGGCUUCAGCUUCAAUAACAGCCACCUCGCAGCCAGUAAGAGAUCAAGAUAAAGCAGAGAAACACAGGAGAAGGAAAAGACCAAGAAGCAGAUCAGAAGCUGAACAGAGAAAUGUUAUACCUCACAUGAAUCAUGUUGAUGCCUCUGCUAGGACAUAACAUCAACGGUACUCAUCACCGUGAAGAAGGUGUUUUGGAACCAAACAUAGCCUUAGGACCAGAGGAGAACGGUCUGGUAUUGGUGGUUCCAGAGUUUGAUAGCAACUGUACUCAUCUUCUCCCUGUUAGUGGACAAGCUAUGAUGCCUGUAGAGGAACGGUUUACGGACCAAACCAUAACCAGGAGUUGCAGUUUGGGUCAGGUUAAAACUUCUAUAAUCCCUCUGCAGUGUUUGUGAAUAAUCAGGAAGAAGAUCUUAUAGAAAUGAACCCAUCUCACAACAAUGGGUUUGAGGCCUCAGUAGAAGUACUUCAACCCCAUGGUUUACAUGAAAAUGAAGAAAGAGAUUUGUCUACUCAGUUUCAGAGUGACAGUAACAGUCUCAGAGAUUUGAUUCCUAUUGUGCAUUUGAUGAUGACUUCUCAUGGUUUCGAGCAUAGUUUCUUGAAGUUUUUGUUGGGAGGUUAAGUAACCAUUGUGAGGUAGCUUAAGAUCUUAUAAUCUUUUGGUAUUGUCUUAAUUUUUUCUUUUUUUUUUGCAAGUUAUGUUGCAGGUUCAGAAAAACAUGGCAGUAGUCUUGAAUAACUAUGAGCUUGAUUAUGAGAUCCACUGAUUUGCAAAAGACAUCUAUCGCUUUACCUAAUUACUUGGUCUCAACUCUUUCGCUCUUUACUUCUUGAUUUUCGAGUCCAUGGAGUAAGAUAGUACCUCAAAGAGAUCAUUCGAAGGUGAUGUUGCUUCUCUUCGGAAUUUCCUUGAAAUCUAGAAGGAACCUACGCCCAAUGCUUCUCGUCUCUUCAUCCUAUGGUUUUCUCUUUGCUUCUCUUCAUCUUGUGCUCUGUUUAGUCUCAGCAGUCCCAGAUAAUCGUCAAGAUAAUCAGAAUAAUAAAAGAAAGAUGACGACCGAAAAGAAAGAGAUGGAAGUGGUGAAAAAUCUCGACUUGGAGAGAUACAUGGGCCGCUGGUAUGAGAUUGCUUCUUUCCCUUCCAUUUUUCAGCCCAAGAACGGUGUGGACACUCGCGCCACCUACAGCCUCAACCCUGACGGCACGGUGCACGUCUUGAACGAGGUGUGGAACGGUGGCAAGAGAGCUUUCAUUGAAGGCUCGGCCUACAAGACUGAUCCUAAGAGCGACGAGGCUAAGUUCAAAGUUAAGUUUUAUGUCCCUCCUUUCCUCCCUAUCAUUCCUGUCACUGGAGAUUACUGGGUGUUGUAUAUUGAUCCUGAGUACCAGCACGCCGUCAUCGGCCAGGCUACAAGGAGUUAUCUCUGGAUACUGAGCAGGACAGCGCAUGUAGAGGAAGAGACAUACAAGGCGCUGGUGGAGAAGGCAGUGGAGGAAGGGUACGAUGUUAGCAAGCUUCACAAAACCCCUCAGAGUGACACACCACCAGAGUCCAACUAGGGGCGGACCCAGAAAAUAAUUUAAUAUGUGGCACAAUAUAUAAAUUAUAUAUUAUGUUAUAUUAAAUAUAAUUUAAUAAAAUUAAACUAAAACUA